CUUGAAAUCGCAUCAUAUGACCCCUUUAAGAGCUGUGGUUAAGUUAGAAUGGUCACUAUUGUAAUUGUCUUGUUUUCUGUAUUUCCCUCCCCUCAUUUUCCAUCAGCCACCACCACAAAUGGUCCAGGCUCUAACAGUUCGUCGCAACUUAAAUGAGUCUGAGAGGAAGAGGCUGGAUGAUGUUAUGAACCAAGGGUUUGACCAGUUUGUCCAUGUUUAUGCAUCUGUCCCAAGAUCAUUACGAGGUCUCAAUGGGGGGCUGCAGCUUACAUUGGUUCUCCCUCCUAUCUGUCUCUCCCUGUGCUAUCUUUUCAUCCACCACACAUAUCAACCCUCCAGGCCUUGCACCACCUUUGACCAAUGUGCCAGUGAAAUGCGCUCCAUGCAGUGCUACCACCAGCAAACCAAUGGAUGGUCUGACAUCGGAUACAGUUUUUUUGUUACAGGUUCUGAUGGAAACCUGUACAAAGGCCAUGGCUGGAAUUGGGUCGGAGCCCACGCUUACGGGUACAACUCUAUAAGCUAUGGCGUCUGCUUCAUUGGUGAUUAUACCUCCACCCUCCCCGUCAAGAGUGCGAUGGACAUGGUGCAGUACGACUUCACAAGCUGCGCUAUAAGCGCAGGCCGACUGUCCUCAUAUUACAACUUAUACGGACACAGGCAGGCCGAUGCCACAGAAUGCCCAGGAAACACCUUAUACCAUGAAAUCCAGAAAUGGGAGCAUUGGGAGAGCUAUUUGCCUUGAUGACUGUGGCAGCAACAAUGAACACAAUCCACUAAUUGUGUCUCUGGAAAACAG
Messenger RNA from Sinocyclocheilus grahami, 799 nucleotides. RefSeq names its product N-acetylmuramoyl-L-alanine amidase-like. NCBI's taxonomy places the organism in Eukaryota, Metazoa, Chordata, Actinopteri, Cypriniformes, Cyprinidae. Gene Ontology annotation, molecular function: N-acetylmuramoyl-L-alanine amidase activity; zinc ion binding. The record is from RefSeq and is a predicted model, not a curated record. Gene Ontology annotation, biological process: peptidoglycan catabolic process.